AUGUUAUCUCUGGGAACUCUUGUGUUGUGUCUUUCAUCUAUUUCUCUUUCAAGUCUCGUCCAUGCAUCCCCUGCGCAUGAACCUCACUCUCAUUUUAACCGCAAUUUCCACAAACGAAACUACGUGACGCCAGACCAACGUUCCUCUUCUUAUGACUAUGUGAUUAUAGGAGGUGGACUGGCUGGCCUGGUGCUCGCCUCACGACUCUCUGAAGACUCGUCGAAAACUGUUCUUGUGCUGGAAGCUGGACCCAAUGGAGAUGCAGUUCCGACCAAACUCAAUGUACCAUCUUCGACGUACUAUGAUUCUUUGCUAGGGUCUGCACCUUAUGAUUGGGUGUAUAAGACGGUACCUCAACCGAAUGCCGGGAACAGGAAUCUAGCGUUGCCUCGAGGAAAAGUUCUUGGAGGAUCCUCAGCCGUGAAUGGUAUGUACCUCGUGCGGCCUGCGAAGAGCGAGGUAGACGCCUGGAGUACCCUCAUCGCCCCUAACGACAAGACGGCCGCGGAAACUUGGAACUGGGACAAUUUCUUCCCUGCUCUGAAAGAAUUCGAAAUUUUCACGCCCCCGCUCCCCGACGUCCAAAGUGUCGCGGGGAUGAAGUACGACCCGGCUAGCCAUGGAACAAGCGGAAAAGUCCACGCAACAUACCCUGCUUACAUGGUGCCCAUCUCCAGCACGUGGUUGCCCUCCCUCGCAGGUGCGGGGAUCCCAACGUCCCCCGACACAUACUCUGGAAACAAUCUCGGCGGAAUGUUCGCCUUGACUGCAGAGAACCCGUCAAACUGGACCCGUUCGUAUUCCAAAUCGGCCUAUAUCGAUCCCCUCCCACCUCGCUCGAAUCUGCACAUCAUCACCGAUGCGACUGUGGAAAAGAUCGUCUUUGCCGAUAAUGUAGUUGAGGGAGACCGCGUAGCAAGUGCCGUGCAAUUCUCCACCGGAGCGGGAACCCCUGUCUUGUCCGUCAAUGUGAACAAAGAGGCCAUCCUUUGUGGAGGGACGUACGGAAGUCCGCAUGUUCUCCUGUUGAGCGGUGUGGGGCCGAAGGAUGUCUUGGACGGUGCCAAGGUACCAGUACAAAACGAACUCCCUGGCGUCGGGCAGCACUUGUCAGAUCACUUGCAAUCAGUCGAGUUCAACUCCUUCGUGAACAGCGGUAUCGCCUAUGUCAAUGGUUCCCGCCUUUUCAAUGGCGACGCUAACUUCGCCGCGUUCCUGGAUGGAAUCAACGGCGCCUUGGAUUCUUCCGCUUCGACUCUUGUCCCCAGUCAAUACUCCCCUGUCGUUGAAGGGUAUAAGACCGUUUACAAGACGGUCGCCAGCAACACCUACCCGACUACCGGAUUGAUCGAGAUCCUCUUCAGCAUCAACUCACCAGGCGUUGUGAACAUCCAGGUUGGACUCCAACAACCCCUCAGUCGCGGACGCGUCUACAUCACCUCCCCAUCCGUAUACGAUCCUCCCCUCAUUGAUCCUCAGUACUUCUCCCACCCCGCCGAUAUCACGGUGAUGCGCCAGGCUAUCAGACUCGUCCGCGAGAUCGCCCAGCAAGCCCCUCUCAGUGACUCGCUGGCUGGUGAAGUGAGACCUGGUGCUGAUGUCAACUCAGAUGAGGACAUUGAAAAUUUCCUGCGGGGUGCCGUCGGCACUGAGUACCACCCUGCUGGAGGAUGCGCUAUGCUUCCCAAGGACCAGGGCGGUGUCGUUGAUGCCAAACUGAAGGUAUAUGGGCUAUCGAACGUCCGCGUUGUCGACGCGUCUGUCUUCCCUGUCACCUUCUCCGCACACUUGAUGACGCCCACAUACGCUCUUGCUGAGGUCGCUGCUGAUAUCAUUAUCAACGGGAACAAACCUACAAAUACUGGUUCCGCCAACAAUGGUUCAACCUCCGGUACUUCCAAGCCAGGUUCAACGACAUCGGGCACACCAGAUUCUGGAGCCUCCAAAACAGGAGCUGCCGUUGGCCUCGUAUCAUCAUCCUGGCUCGGUCUCUUCGUACCGCUUCUCGCAGCUUUCCUGCUCUGA
Psilocybe cubensis is the source of this 2025-nucleotide messenger RNA. RefSeq lists its product as uncharacterized. Lineage: Eukaryota; Fungi; Basidiomycota; Agaricomycetes; Agaricales; Agrocybaceae. Gene Ontology annotation, molecular function: flavin adenine dinucleotide binding; oxidoreductase activity, acting on CH-OH group of donors. Bases 1 to 2025 code for a protein of 674 amino acids. The record is from RefSeq and is a predicted model, not a curated record. The transcript has 7 exons.